Melanotaenia boesemani (Boeseman's rainbowfish) is the source of this 1916-nucleotide messenger RNA. It is a transcript of the gene nr1h5, whose product is annotated as nuclear receptor subfamily 1, group H, member 5. The transcript has 11 exons. Gene Ontology annotation, molecular function: nuclear receptor activity; zinc ion binding; RNA polymerase II cis-regulatory region sequence-specific DNA binding. Gene Ontology annotation, biological process: cell differentiation; positive regulation of transcription by RNA polymerase II; negative regulation of inflammatory response. The record is from RefSeq and is a predicted model, not a curated record. Lineage: Eukaryota; Metazoa; Chordata; Actinopteri; Atheriniformes; Melanotaeniidae. Bases 93 to 1565 code for a protein of 490 amino acids.
AGGACAUUGAAACACACACUGCACAGCAGAGACGCUCCCACCAUUGCUGCUAGAUCCUGUACAGCUAGCUGGAGAAAGGAUUUUCUGUCCAGAUGAGAGAGUGGACUGAACCUGAGAUGAGCCUUUCAGCAGGGGGUUUUCUUUCUGCCUCAGAUGGUUUCUGCUCCACAGAGCAGCUCCAGUACUAUGACAUGCUGGCUGACCCUUUGGGAUAUCCCCUGCAGGACCCCGACUUCCAGCUGCUCCCUUACAGCCAACAACAGUACAUCCCCACCAACCUGCCCUUCUCCCUCUAUGGCUCCCCACCUUCUUCCACCCCCUCUCCUUCAUCCUCCUCUUCUUCCUCUCAGCUCUGCCAUGCUCCGUACCAGUACAGCCCUCACUGCCUGGAGGCCUCCGGUGAUACCGGCCCUGAGCCCCUCUGUGGGGGCUUGGCACAGGGACUGGGAGCGGUAGGCCUGCCUCUCGGGCGGAGGUCACGGAUGGGGACAGCAGGGAAGGGCAGAGGUCACGAUGAACUGUGCGUGGUCUGUGGAGAUAAAGCCUCAGGGUAUCACUACAACGCUCUCACGUGUGAGGGAUGUAAAGGUUUCUUCAGGCGCAGUGUGACUAAAAAGGCUGUGUAUCACUGUAAGAGUGGCGGCGGCUGUGAGAUGGACAUGUACAUGAGGAGGAAGUGCCAAGACUGCCGGCUGAAGAAGUGUCGAGCUGUGGGAAUGCUAGCUGAGUGCCUCUUGACCGAGGUGCAGUGUCAGUCCAAGCGACUGAGGAAAGGAGGUAAAGGAAAAGGGCAGGAGGAAGAGGAGAACAGUAGGAGAGUCAGCUCUACUAGCAAGCUACCUGGGCAGGCUCUGUCUGGCAGCGUAACACGAGAACAAAAAUUCCUGGUGGACAGGAUGGUGGAGGCUCAUCGUCUUUACAAAGAUCAGGACAGCAGCAGUUGGGUGUUUGAGUGGCCGUGUGCAGAUGAAGAGGAAAUUCUGUCUGAUGUUUUAUCUCCCCACCUACACAGGCUGCUGCAGUUUGCCAGGACAGUACCAGGUUUCGACCUCCUGGAUUUCUCAGACCAGAGCGCUCUCUUGUCUGUGUCUUCGUUGGAGGUCAUGUUCUUGCUCUCAGCUCAGCAGUUUUCCUACAAUCCAGCGAGCCCCAGUCCAGUCCUACAGCUUUUUAGCAUGUCGACACACAACUGGCUGAGAAAUUCCGAGUCGAAGGAAUACGUCCAGAGCAGGACGCUGAUCAGUGCAGGAAACAGUGAGGAUUUCCUUGGACCGGUACUCAACUUCCUUCAGAGUAUGGCAGUGCUCCAAGUGACAGAGCCUGAAUAUGCUCUGCUUACUGCCACAGCCCUGCUGUGCUCAGACCGGGUGUCGCUGCAAGCAGCCAGCUGUGUUGAGAAAAUGCAGGAACUGAUCCUGGACCUUCUGUCAAGGGUGUGUGGGACCCAGGCUGGAGCACCACGGGGGGGAGCACAGCGGUUUGGCCGCCUGCUAGGCAGACUGACGGAGCUACGAACCCUCCAUCACAACUACCUCCUCCUGACAAGACAACAGGGCGGACACUGACGGAGAAGAAAUGAUAAAAUUAGGGCCGUCAUCUCUGGACUUCCCUGUUCUACGUUAAGUUUCAGGACUUACUUGUACAGCUCCUUCAGCAUUAAAGCUCUUUACCUGUUGCAGACAGGACGUUGUUGGACCAGCAGGUGGACUGUAGAAAACUGAUGUAAUUUUCUAAUCUGACUUCAAUCCUGCAGUUAUUAUGCAUAAACUUCUGAAAAGUGCCUUUAGAUUUCUGUAACUUGGUUGAGCAAAAUAUUUUAAAUGUCCUUUUAUACUUGUAGCAUACAGCAAAAAUACACAUUUUAAUACUAUUCACUUUGUGGAAUAAUGUUAAAAUAAAAGAAAACUGCUGACUGA